ACGACACGCCAAAUUUAGCAAAGCACUUCAAUAAUUUACGUAUAUUCGAACCCCUUUGCGCCUCUGUAAAUUCUGACAUUUCUUCUCUCUCCGCAUCUCAGAAGAAGGAUACAACAAAAAUCAUUUGAAUUCUUAAAAGAGAGCCUUUAAAUACCUUUCGUCUCUCCACCUUCUCGUUUACAAUUAUUAGGGAUUUGUACAUUAUUUUUUCUGUAAUAUACUCUCUUAGGGAUUUACUUCUAAAACAUGUCUUACGCCUAUCUCUUCAAGUAUAUCAUCAUCGGCGAUACCGGAGUUGGAAAAUCAUGUCUUCUUUUGCAAUUUACGGACAAACGGUUUCAACCGGUCCAUGACUUGACCAUUGGGGUUGAAUUUGGGGCUAGAAUGAUCACAAUAGACAACAAGCCCAUAAAACUUCAGAUCUGGGACACGGCUGGUCAGGAAUCAUUCAGAUCUAUCACGAGGUCAUACUACAGAGGUGCUGCUGGGGCACUACUUGUUUAUGAUAUUACAAGGAGGGAAACAUUUAAUCACCUUGCUAGUUGGCUGGAAGAUGCAAGGCAGCAUGCCAAUGCAAACAUGACCAUAAUGCUGAUAGGAAACAAGUGUGAUUUGGCUCACAGAAGAGCUGUAAGUACAGAGGAGGGUGAGCAAUUUGCCAAAGAAAAUGGAUUGAUAUUUAUGGAGGCCUCUGCCAAAACAGCUCAGAAUGUUGAAGAGGCUUUUAUCAGAACAGCCUCAACAAUUUAUAAGAAAAUACAGGAUGGAGUGUUUGAUGUAUCAAAUGAGUCUUAUGGAAUAAAAGUUGGAUACGGAGGCAUUCCCGGGCCUUCGGGUGGAAGAGAUGGAGCUGCUUCUCAAGGAGGGGGUUGUUGUAGUUAAAAAUGGACAUUUAUUAUUCUAACUUAUCAUGUGUUCCUACGGUUGUUUAUUUGUAGUUUGAGAUUCUUAAUAUUGUGUGUUUUCUUCAGUCAGUUUGUUUUAAAAAUGGGUAUAUGUGCAGAAAUAAGUAAAUUCCGUACAUAAAGACACUGUAUUUUUUAUUUUUGCA
Molecule: messenger RNA, 1051 nt
Organism: Nicotiana tabacum (common tobacco)
Lineage: Eukaryota; Viridiplantae; Streptophyta; Magnoliopsida; Solanales; Solanaceae
Product: ras-related protein RABB1c
Molecular function (GO): GTP binding; GTPase activity
Source: RefSeq, a predicted model, not a curated record